AUGUAUGUGCGGUACCAAGCAUCCACGUCUACACCUCGCCCUCCCUCUCUUCCGUUUUCUCCUUCCAAGCACCCAUGUCUUCUCCCUCUGUUUUCUGCCCCUAGCCCCAUCUACACCCCCUUCGCAUCAUCCUCUCCCUUCUCUCCCCUCUCCGUCCUCUCCCUCCUCUCCCUCCUUUCCCUCCUUUCCCUCCUCUCCCUCCUCUCCCUGCUCUCCCUGCUCUCCCUCCUCUCCCUCCUCUCCCUUCUCUCCCUGCUCUCCCUGCUCUUCCUCCGCCUCUGCAGGGUCGUGAAGGAAAAUGACUUCACAGGGUCACUGCCCACCGUAAUGGGGCGCCUCACCAACCUCCAGCACUUCAUCCAUCAUACCACCCGCCACAUCUACCACGGACCAAUGUCGCAGCAAUACCCUUUUCCACCAAUGUCACAGCCCCAUGCGCAACACCCCAUGUUCCCCCCUCCCUCCACGGCACGAACGGCCUCGCAGGUCCCCCCUCCCACACCCAAAACUCACCUCGUCCCUCCUCCCACACCCACCCCUCCUCCCACACUAACCCCUCCUCCCACACCCACCCCUCCCCCCUACCAUGUCCCCUCUACUUCUCACCCCUCGGCUUCUGGUCCCUCUGCUUAUGACCCCUCUGCUUCUGACCCGUCUGUUUAUCACCCCUCUGCUUCUCACCCCUCUGCUUCUGACCCCUCUGCUUCUGACCCCUCUGCUUCUGACCCCUCUGCUUCUGACCCGUCUGUUUCUCACCCCUCUGCUUCUCACCCCUCUGCUUCUGACCCCUCUGCUUCUGACCCCUCUGCUUCUGACCCCUCUGCUUCUGACCCCUCUGCUUCUGACCCCUCUGCUUCUGACCCCUCUGCUUCUGACCUCUCUGCUUUGAAGCCCUCCGCUUCAACACGUCAUUCAACCGCCUCUCGGGGGAAAUCCCCUUUGACUUCAUCAAUGUCAACUUCUACAUUCUGUGCGUCACCCCUUCGCCUCCUUCAUCCUGUGCUCGCCCCUCCCCCCUUGUUUCAUGUGUUCCCUCUCCCGAACCAUUUCUCUGCUCUGUUUGAAGCGCCUCAAACCAAUUACUCGCACAACAGGUUCUCAGGAGCGCUCGACCCCUCCCUCUCCACCCUCACCAACCUCCUCGAGCUGGACAUGUCGGGCAACCUCCUCACAGGGUCCAUUCCAGCCUUCAUCUCACGCCUUACCGACCUCACUAUGCUCGACCUCUCUUCCAACCAGUUCACUGGCACCGUCCCGCCAGCUGUCAGCAACCCCACUGGCCUCGUCAGCAUCAACCUGGCGCACAACCUCCUGCAGGGCUCAAUUCCCCGGGCUCUCUCGCGCCUCGCCUCCCUCACCUACCUCAACGUGUCAUCCAAUCAGCUGUCAGGAGACAUCACACCGGCACUCUCUCCUCUGCGCUCCCUCGAGAUUGUUGACAUCUCAGCCAUCGAAUUGAACGGCUCUGUUCCGCCCUUCUUUCGUCGCAUGCCCAACAUGACCCACCUGGACAUGUCCAUCAACCUACUCUCCGGCUCACUGCCACCCUCGAUCCUCAACCUGCGACAGCUCUCCCAUCUCAAUGUGUCUCGCAACCGCCUCUCAGGCCCUCUGCCCAACGCUGCUGCCAGUCCAGCUCUCAUCAUCGACCUCUCAUUCAACGCGCUCUCAGGGCCGCUGGAGAGGCCCCAUAUCAACCUCAAGCGCCUGGCCAUGCUGGCGGUGCACCACAACCAGCUCAGCGGCCCCAUCCCCGAGUACCUCUGCCAAUCCGUGCUGCAGAUCAUUGACGUCAGCAACAAUCUGAUCUUCAUGGAUGCCGCAACCUUCCAAAACAUGCCGCCAAUCAGCCUGGAUCUCAGCGGCAACUACCUCUACGGCUCCCUCUCCCCCUCCCCCAACAUCACCCUCUCCUCCUCCUCCUCCUCCUCCUCCUCCUCCUCGCCACCCAUCCCCUCUCUCGUCCUCCCUGCGACCCCCCAACCCCAGUCCCUUCCCCCCUGGGCAGUCCAGGAUGCAACGAAAUCUGAGUGGGCGUGGGUAUGGCAGGGGGGGCAGCAGGGGGCAACUGGAGCAGGAGGGGCGAGCGGGGGGAAUAGCAGCAGCGCAGCGGCGUGGCUGGCUGUGGAGGGCAACUGUGUGGGGAGUGAGGUUGUGGGGCAGCAGCGGGGGGCAACAGAGUGUGCGGCGGUGUGUGGGAUAGAGCCAGGGCAGGGCCCCUGUGGGGGUGCGGGUGAGGGGCAGUGUGUGGUGCAGAGCGGUUGGCCGCCGUCCCUCUCGUGCUCCUGUGCCAGUGGCUACGUUGCUGUCACUGCUGUCGGCACUGCCAAUACCACCACUUGCCAGCUGCCGCCCCCUUCCGUGGCCUCUCUGUCCACGGGUGCCAUAGUGGGCAUCGUUCUGGGCUGCUUUGCUGGCUUCACGCUGCUGGCUGCUAUGCUCGCAUGGUUGCUGUGGCCCCGCGGACCAAAGAAGUGGGAGGGGUUGGAUGUGUGCGAGCAGUUCUCGCUGCAGCAGAUGCUCAAGGCCACCAGCAACUGGUCCGAGGACAAUGUGCUGGGCAAGGGUGGCUUUGGCAUUGUCUACAAAGGCUGCUCGCCGCAGGGGCAGCUGUGGGCCAUCAAGCGCUCCACCAUCAUGACCAACGACUUUGAAACGGAGGUGCGAGCCAUGGCCUCUCUCCACCACGUGCAUCUGGUGCGCCUGCUGGGCUUCUGCCUGGACCAGAACGUGGAGACGGGCAGGCAGGAGCAGAUUCUCGUGUACGAGUUCAUAGACAACAGGGACCUCCAGUACCACAUCCAUGCCACCAAGCGUCCGCUCUCUCUGCGCCAGAGGCUGCGCCUAGCACAGGGAACAGCAGAGGGCCUGGCAUACCUGCACGGUUUUGACACGACCAUCGUGCACCGCGACAUCAAGCCGGCAAACAUUCUUGUGACAGCCGACAUGCAAGCCAAGGUGGCUGACUUCGGGCUGCUCAAGCGCCUCACUCACGGCGAUGCUGACGCCACACGAGUGGCCGGCACUCCGGGCUAUGUGGACCCGGACUACAACCGCACCCACAUCAUCACAGCCAAGAGCGAUGUGUUCAGGUUCGCAUGCACGCUCGUGCUCAAUCCCAUGAACUGGUGCACCUCACUUGUUUUCUGA
This is a messenger RNA of Closterium sp. Naga37s-1, 3150 nucleotides long. Lineage: Eukaryota; Viridiplantae; Streptophyta; Zygnematophyceae; Desmidiales; Closteriaceae. The record is from the annotation of a GenBank genome assembly.